CCGUGCGCGCUGCUGCCCGCAAAGCGUUCUGGAUCCAACCGGGGAGGAAGCAGUCGUUUGGUAGCGGCCCAUCGGUGCUCGGUCCCCGGCGAUAAUUAGCCCACGAACAAGGUGAAUUAACACCUCGUCGAUACCGAGGCGGCAGAGAGGGAGAGCCGAGCUGCGCAGAGCAUCUGACCGCAGAUCAGUGAGGUUAGCCGGGAUCGCGCUAACACACCGAGGAGACACUUCGCUGUGUUUUUUUUAAACUUCCCGAGGCUCCAAACUACGCGAAGACUUCCAGCAACUUUGCUGCACAAGCCUGGAGAGUGAGAGGUUAUUGACGACAGUGGCGAGAAGAAACUAUUUCUUCUUGUUUUGGCAUUCAAAGAUAUUCAUUAGUUGCGGCCGUAUCCUGCUACCGACCCACGUCCAAAUCCCUCACCUCCUUCUCCAAUUCCUCCCGUCCCUCUUCUCGCCGUGGCUCUGCUCCCCCUCUUCCUCUCCAUCUCUCCCUCGCCGCCGCUCUCAGCAUGUGGUCGGAGUCCCGGGCGCUGUAGGAUGAUGAGCCCGGCGCUCCGCACCAGGGACAUCGAGAGGCAGGCUGGCUAUUUGAGACCCGAGCACUGCGCCCCUCCCCCGCUCCGCGACGGCUCCGACACCAUGUGGUUCAUCCGCGACGGCUGCGGCAUCGUGUGCGGCGUCAUCACCUGGUUCCUGGUCCUCUACGCCGAGUUCGUGGUGGUGUUCGUCGUGCUGCUGCCCGCCAAGAGCGUGAUCUACAGCCUCUUCAACGGGGUGAUCUUCAACGGCCUGGGGUUCCUCGCCCUCGCCUCCCACGCCAAGGCCAUGUGCACAGACCCGGGAGCCGUGCCUAAAGGGAACGCGACCAAGGAAUUCAUCGAAAGCUUGAAGCUCAAACCGGGACAGGUGGUGUACAAGUGUCCCAAGUGCUGCAGCAUAAAGCCCGACAGAGCGCACCACUGCAGUGUGUGCAAACGCUGCAUCAAAAAGAUGGACCACCACUGUCCCUGGGUGAACAACUGUAUCGGGGAGAACAACCAGAAGUACUUUGUGCUCUUCACGAUGUAUAUUGCACUGAUAUCCUUCCAUUCGCUCAUGUUGGUGGCCCUCCAUUUUGUGUUCUGCUUUGAAGAAGACUGGACGAAGUGCAGUAACUUCUCUCCCCCAGCCACGGUCAUCCUCCUCAUCCUCCUCUGCUUCGAGGCGCUCCUGUUUAUGCUCUUCACCGCGGUCAUGUUUGGGACCCAGGUCCACUCCAUCUGCACCGACGAAACGGGCAUCGAACAGCUCAAGAAGGAGGAGCGACGGUGGGCCAAGAGGUCCAAGUGGAUGAACAUGACGGUGGUGUUCGGCCACCCGUUCUCGAUAGCCUGGCUCAGUCCCUUCGCAACACCCGAGCACGGCAAGGCGGACUUGUACCAGUACAUCGUGUGAGGUCGGCACGUCGAACCGAGCGCCGCCGCUUUGGACUUCCUGGUCGGGCCCUCCUAUUGGCCGGACCACGACGAGCACAAACUCCUUCUUAAACCACUUCUCCAGUUUCUUUCGUUUGUGGAUAUUAUCGAUAUUUCAGGGUGUCCCAUUGUCGAAAUGUUUCUCUCAACAAAGAAACAACCUUUACCUUUCUUUAUAUUUCAUUGUUUCCCCUCCUGGUGCUGACUGAGAUUAUGAACGUGCUGCUCCGCAAAAAACAAGACAGAAAACAUCUCUCACUAAGCGGCCACAGCUUGGCGAGGAGCACUCGGGAGGAGGCGGGGAGACGACACCCAGAGACUGAGGUCUUCCUGCGGUCCGUCUGAACACUUCCUGCUAUCAAGCCGACGUGAACGCACAACUGAUGCCCGGAAGGUUUUUUUUCGGUCUCCUGGUUUUGUUUUUACUGUAAACGCUGUGGUGAUCCUGUCGCCUCUUCAUUUGCUGUAUUCCCGUCAUCGCAAGAGUCCUUUGCCGAGUGCUGCGGAUGAUUUGCCUUUGAACAGUGCAUUAGUAUUUUUUCAAGACAUUUAUAUUAUUUUUUAGCCUUAAUGUGACAGUGAGGGUGAGACAGGAUCACAAAUGAGUUUGUCGUGUCUUUUUUUUUUUGGUGCCAGAUAGGUGGAUUAGUUCAGGUCAUGUAACAAAAGUAUUUGGAGACUGAAUUUUAACACAUUUUCUUUUAGUUUACAUACUUUUACUCAUUAAUCCCCACCUGUCUGGCACCUUGAAUCCAAUCACGUAUAAAAAUAGCUUACGGAGCUCUGAGGGAGGUUUAAACGCUGUAAGACAGAAAGUUAUAAUCGUUAAGAUUUUAGUUUUGGUUGACUUAUCGUUGCCCGUGGUUACCAGUGGAGACCGCACGUGCUGUUCAAUGCUACAGGAACACCGACAGGAGAGCAGCUGUGGACUCUGUUCACGGUGCAGCCGGACAGACCCACCAUCACGCCGUAAGCAACCGCAAUCUGAUUUCACGCCCUGAGAUUUUACAAAGUGGAAUGGAAACCCACUCGUAUCCAACAGGUGACGCUGUGACUCCGCUUCUCGCUCGUGAAGGUCAUUUGAAUGGCAGACUCCACCUCGAACAAAGAGAACCACUAUGGAGCUAAUAACUGGAUUUAUUUACAUCGAAAGGCUUCUUGCUGAAAAAGUGUCGGCUGUAAGACAAUAAAGGUUUGAAUUUAAGAGAAUCUUUAGGAUUAUAACUUUAAAACAUGUGAUACGUGUUGUAUUGUCUGUCGGUUUUACAAUCCAGCAGGUGGGUUGACCUUUUGGCUAUUUGCCACUCUGUGUGUAGCAAACCCAGCCAGCCGUGUUGCUCUAUAACCAGUUCAAUCACAGCCACCAGCUCAGAUAGAAAGUCGGGGAUAAAAGCAAUAUGACCCCGACGUGUGGUUCACUGGCUCUCAGUUGAUGGACUUCGCUUGUGGAUAAUCCAGUUUGUCUCCCAUUGCUGUUGUGAGCCUGCCGAGAGGGAGAAGCCUUACAGGAUAAAAAUGAUGAUUGAAAUUGAGGCCAGUGGAAAAUGUCCACCGAGGCCCGACGGACCACGUUAGAAAUGCUCGUUUUAAUUGUUGCGGCUCUGGAAAGGUGCCGGUCCAGCCAGUGUGAGGAGGAUGUUGUACCUUUUGGUGAAAACAUUGAACAUUAAAAAUGCCUUUGCUCAAAUGUGUUCGAAAGCCUUACUGUAUUUUUAGAACUUGCUUUUUGAAGAUGAUGUAAGGAUGUAUUUGAACACGUUGCCAAACGUAAUGCUGUAGGAAGAGAGGCCUUCAAGUUACCGUUUCAGGAGUUGAGCAUAAUCAAGUGGGACAUUUUCUUAGACUUUUUAAAAAAUCACUGGAGUUUUAAAGAAAUGUUAUGAUAUGGAGAUGCAUCUGUUGCUAUCCAGUUUACACAUACAGUUCACCAGCUUCUUCUUUUUUCUUGAUUUGAUUGAUAUAUUCUUUGCAAUCAGGUAUAAAUACCAUUUGUAGUACAUGCUAAGGACCACAUUUUUUUCUUCCUUUUUGACUGGUAUUUGUUUAAAGAGGAAUUGAAUAAAACAGUAUGUAUGAGACACAACUUUA
Molecule: messenger RNA, 3545 nt
Organism: Pseudoliparis swirei
Lineage: Eukaryota; Metazoa; Chordata; Actinopteri; Perciformes; Liparidae
Gene: zdhhc3b
Product: zinc finger DHHC-type palmitoyltransferase 3b
Exons: 7
Coding region: 541-1437 (298 amino acids)
Biological process (GO): peptidyl-L-cysteine S-palmitoylation; protein targeting to membrane
Cellular component (GO): endoplasmic reticulum; Golgi apparatus
Molecular function (GO): protein-cysteine S-palmitoyltransferase activity
Source: RefSeq, a predicted model, not a curated record